GGCAGAGUCCUCGGCCGCAUGCGAGGUGUGCGAAGGCGCGGAGGAGAUGACGGAGCCGCUGAAGCAGUGCACGGCCUGGCUGCACGCCUACUUCUGCGAGCCGGCGAGGAUGGCGAGCCUUCCCGUGCCGGCCUUCCACCACCCGCUGCUCCGGCGAGAUUCGUUCACCAGGCAGGUGCUGUGGACCCUGUUGAGAGACGUGAAGUUUGGAGAGGCCGUUUCCUACAAGCAGCUGGCAGACCUCGCAGGCAACAGCAGAGCGGCGAGAGCGGUGGGAGGAGCGAUGAGGAGCAAUCCC
Messenger RNA from Pelecanus crispus (Dalmatian pelican), 298 nucleotides. The record is from RefSeq and is a predicted model, not a curated record. NCBI's taxonomy places the organism in Eukaryota, Metazoa, Chordata, Aves, Pelecaniformes, Pelecanidae.